AUGGCUUUUGAUUUGAGACAAGUAGUUGCUGGUAUCCUCACACUCACAAUGUUUGUCAUGCUUAUUCAUAUGAUUAAAAGGGAUCAUUUUGAUUCUGUUCAAGAUAAAACAUUUCCAGGAUCAACAGAGGAUGCAACCUAUGAAACUGUAAAGAUGGAUGCUACACAUGUGAGAAAGAAUAUAGGACUUUGGAAGGGAGAUACCGAUGAGUUAAAACCGUGUUGGGUUAAGCCAUCUGGAGAUGAAGUGGAGCAGACGGAGGGAUUUGUUAUUUUUUCAUUAACCAAUGGCCCCGAGUAUCAUAUAUCUCAGAUAGCAGAUGCGGUGAUUGUGGCUAGAAAUCUUGGGGCAACACUUGUCGUCCCUGAUAUCAGAGGAAGCCAACCUGGUGACAAGAGGAAUUUCGAGGACAUUUACGAUAUUGAUGUGUUCACAAAAAGCAUGGAAGGAGUGGUUAAAGUGACAAAGGAACUUCCUGCUCAAGUAACAACAAAUAAAAUUGCUGCAGUGAAGGUCCCCAAUCGGGUUACCGAAGAUUACAUAGCUAGACACGUGGAACCAAUAUAUAGAUCAAAGGGAAACGUAAGGCUAGCAACUUACUUUCCUUCAAUAAACAUGCGAAAGUCAGGGAAAAAAGGUGACACCGAUUCCAUUGCAUGCUUAGCAAUGUAUGGAAGUUUGGAGUUACAGCCGGAAAUGCACGACCUUGUUGACUCAAUGGUUGAAAGACUCCGAACUUUAAGCCGAAAAUCAGAUGGUCAAUUUAUAGCUGUUGAUUUGAGAGUUGAGAUGUUGAACAAGAAGGGUUGCCAAGGAAAUGAUGAUAGUGAUGGUGAGAAGAGCUGCUUCAAUGCACAAGAGAUUGCAACGUUUUUGAGGAAGAUUGGAAUUGAUAAGGAUACCACAAUUUAUGUGACGCAAUCAAGAUGGGAUGAUAGCCUUGAUUCUCUUAAGGAGUUUUUCCCUAAAACUUAUACAAAGGAAUCCAUCAUGCCGGCAGAUAAGAAAGCGAAGUUUCUAGAUUCUGGAGAUUCUGAAUUGGAGAAUGUGAUUGACUUUUAUAUUAGUACCGAAAGUGAUGUUUUCGUACCAGCAAUUUCAGGUCUAUUGUACGCAAACGUAGCUGGUAAGAGAAUUGGUUCUGGUAAAACACAAAUAUUAGUUCCGUCCGAAAUUUCAGAUUCAUCGGCCUCAGCCUCGAGUUUCUUGUCCCCUUAUAUCUCAAAGAAAAAUCACUUUGCAUAUUCUUGUUACUGUUAG
Molecule: messenger RNA, 1260 nt
Organism: Lathyrus sativus (Indian pea)
Lineage: Eukaryota; Viridiplantae; Streptophyta; Magnoliopsida; Fabales; Fabaceae
Source: the annotation of a GenBank genome assembly